This is a messenger RNA of Amblyraja radiata (thorny skate), 1672 nucleotides long. RefSeq names its product AP-4 complex subunit mu-1-like. The transcript has 4 exons. The record is from RefSeq and is a predicted model, not a curated record. The coding region runs from base 1 to 408 and encodes 135 amino acids. NCBI's taxonomy places the organism in Eukaryota, Metazoa, Chordata, Chondrichthyes, Rajiformes, Rajidae.
AUGACCACCAUGAGGUCUGCCGCUGCCAUCGCCACCAGCCAGGGUGUCAACAUCAGCGUUCAUCUCCCGGUGCCCAAGGGCACUGCCAGCCUGUGGCAGGAGUUGAGCAGCCCGGAGCAGCGUGCCGAGCUGGUUGCCGACACUCGGUCAGUGCGUUGGCACAUCCCCAUCUUCCCUGGAGGCUCACAGUUCACCGCCCGCUUCAAGCUGGAGGUGGCGGAUCUGAGCGCUGCGUCGCUGUUGGAGCUGGGCCCUGCCUGCAUGCAGUUCGAGCUGCCCAUGACCACCUGCUCGGGGCUGCAGGUGCGGUUCCUGCGCCUCUCCUCUGCGCAUCCACCACCCCUACAGCCGCCGCACCGCUGGGUGCGAUACGUCACGCACAGCGACUCCUACCUCAUCCGCAUCUGAUCCCACCGGACAGCCGGGACGCUGCGCUGACCCUGGGAGCGUCCGAGACCUGGUGCCCACCACAGUGAGACCACGACAAAUAUUUAAAAUCAUCAGAGGAAUUGAUCGGGUAAAUGCACAGAAUCUCUUGCCCAGAGCAGGGGAAUCGAGGACCAGAUGACACGGGUUCAAGGUGAAGGGGAAAAGAUUUAAUAAGAAUCUGAGGGAUAAAUUUUUCAGACGAAGCGUGGUGGGUGUAUGGAACAAGCUGCCGGCCAGAGGGCGACCCUAUGAUAACACACAGCAGGUAGAACCGCUGCCUCGUUUUGCCGCCAGCCCGCCUCGCACCGCCAACAAGCUCGGACACGAAGUGCUGGAGUAUUGUGUAGGAAGGAACUGCAGAUGCUGGUCCACACCAAAGAUAGACACAAAACGCUGGAGUAACUCAGCAGGACAGGAAGCAUCUCUGGAAAGAAGGAACGGGUGACGUAUCAGGUUGAGACCCUUCUUCAGACUGAGAGUCAGGGGAAGGGGCGACACAGAGAUAAGGAAGGGUAGGGUGUGAAAACGAGACAUCAAAAGCGAUGGAGCUCAAGGAAAAUGUAGAUUGUUAUUGUUACCUAGGGGAAGGUGAGAACAAAGCAAACAUAAAAAUUCAAUCGGGGGGAGUGAGGCUGGUCGGAGAACUGGGGAGGGGCGGAGAAAGGGAACGCAAGGGUUACUUGGUGAAGUCAAUGUUCAUAGCGAGGAACAUUAACUACUAACUUCAAGUAACUUGCUUUCCCCCUCUCUCCAUCCCUCCCCGUUCCCAGAUCUCCAACCAGUCUGACUGUUCCCGAUUACAGUUUAUCUCGGUUUUGUUCUCACAUUCCCCGAGCUAAUAUUCUCGAGCUAACAAAUCUACAUUCUCCUUGAGCUGCUUCUCUUUUCAUGUCUCGUUUACUGAAGUCAAUUAACCUGUACGUCUUUGGAGCGUGGGAUGAAAACUGAGCACCCGGAGAAAAUCCACGCAGGUCACGGGGAGAAGGAACAAACUGCGUACAGACAGCACCCGUGGUCAGGAUGGAACCUGGGUCUGUGGCGCUGUGAAGCAGCAACUCUACCGCUGCUCCACCGUGCGGCUCUGUCGGAACAAGCUGCCUGAGUCGCUCAGUCAGAGACAUAGAUGGCCCUUUCUACAGCCCCAUAGAGCUGCCCUGGUGAGAUCUUGAAACAGAGGAUUCCAUCAACAUUGUUCUCAGAACCAAUGUACAAUUAAUGUAAAUAAAAGUCUUUAAGUUAAAAA